Molecule: messenger RNA, 620 nt
Organism: Pecten maximus
Lineage: Eukaryota; Metazoa; Mollusca; Bivalvia; Pectinida; Pectinidae
Product: serine protease inhibitor dipetalogastin-like
Exons: 4
Coding region: 122-445 (107 amino acids)
Molecular function (GO): protein binding
Source: RefSeq, a predicted model, not a curated record
AACUUAAUUGAUGACAAUGUGAAACUGCUGCCUAUAAAUAGCAGGUGUUCAGAGUCACUAACAAACGAAAGUAUCAGAGCUACCUGAAGUACCAGUGAAGGUAUACAACAUUCCGUCUAAAAUGAAGCUGACAUUCGUUCUUCUUGCGGUUUGCAUUUCUGUCGCCAUGGCAGAUGAGGGCACAGAAGUUAAUAGAGCAUGUGCAUGUCAAAUGAUUCACAAACCGGUAUGUGGUGCUGAUGGUGAGACCUAUGGCAACGACUGUAUGAGGAAGUGCAAUGAUGUCCGCCUGCUUCACGAUGGCCAGUGUGAGGAGAACGAAAUUUGUGACUGUUCGAUGGACUAUAACCCUGUGUGUGGUGAUGACGGAGAAACGUAUAUCAACGACUGUAACAUGGAGUGCAAUAAGAAUGGAGUGAACAUGGUCCAUGAGGGCCCCUGCUAAAGCUAAGAUGAUCGAUGCAGCAAAACCAAACUCGAGUAAUUCAAAGAAAUAAACUGUUUACAAUGUUAGUCCAUCUCAAACCCACGUCUAUUUAGCUAUUGUACUCUAUAAAUUUUCAAUCCAUUUCAACCAUGAAAUUGAAUCAUUAUUAAAGUUACGAAUGAUUUGAAUGAAA